This is a messenger RNA of Atta colombica, 1234 nucleotides long. Its product is annotated as ras-like protein family member 10B. Lineage: Eukaryota; Metazoa; Arthropoda; Insecta; Hymenoptera; Formicidae. Bases 1 to 957 code for a protein of 318 amino acids. The record is from RefSeq and is a predicted model, not a curated record. The transcript is spliced from 6 exons. Gene Ontology annotation, molecular function: GTPase activity; GTP binding.
AUGCUGUCUGAAACGAGAACUUUCGCGCCGCCGUCGUUUCAUGACAGUGACGGGCCUGCGGAGCGUGUGGUGCCGGUCGGUCGCGAUUGCGUAAUCGUUAAUCGAGUGUCAGCCUUCGGCGACCGGAAGAGGGAUCCUCACGGAAUUUUUUGCGAAUCACCGAUAACCAUAGGUACAAAAACUGCGAGCGGCUGGAGGAGGCGAAGCCUCCCGCCGCACAAGCAUUAUCAGCUGGACCUCGAUUAUUUAGAAAGAAGAGGCGGAAAUACAAUAACUUACGAGGGCGCUGAAGGAAAUUCAAAAGAGGAAGAUAGCCCUGCGGACACAUUAGAUCGUGUUAAGGUUAUCUUCCUAGGUGCAUCCGGUGUAGGAAAGACGAGUAUAAUCAGACAAUUCGUCUGGAGCGAAUUCUCCGAGGAGUAUAGACCGACCGAGAGGCGGGAGACAUUUUAUCCGAGCGUAGUGCUGGCCGAUCGAUUAUACGAAUUGAAGAUCACCGAUUUGCCCACCAUUCCGUAUUUCCCGGUCAGUUCGCACUUGGAAUGGACGGACUUUCGUUAUUAUGGACUGCGGAGUGCAACAGCGUACGUGCUUGUAUUUGAUCUCAGUAAUCAGGACACGUUUCAGUAUAUUAGAACGUUGCGCGAGCAAAUCUAUGAGGCGCGUGACAUGAGAGGCGUACCUUUGCUGGUGGUCGGGAACAAGCAGGACGAACUGUCACAGACCGUCGCUUCCGGGACCAGGUACAGGGACAUCGUGAACCUCGUCCGAAAACACUGGAGAUGUAGUUACGUCGAGUGCAGUGCCAGAUUUAACUGUCGCGUAGUGCAGGUGUUUCGGGAACUGAUGAAGAGCAUACAGGCAAUAGAAGGUAGGCCGAACUCGCCGUCACCCGCGGCCACGCAACCAAUGCGAUCCCAUCAGCACGAUACCAGCGAGAGAUGUAUUCUUCUUUGACAUUAAGACCAAAUCGCUUCCCUUACGAGGCAGUCGAUCAUACAAUGCACCGUCAUAUAUCAUGUAUCGUACUUGCCCUCGAGCAAUGAAACUAGAGUAAUAACAACUCGAAGAGCAUGUCACUCGAGGCACGAGAGUCAAGAGUGGUAGAAUACGUCGUACAUCGGGGGUGACUCUUCUAAGACUGUACAAGAGUGCUAACGUGCACAAUUACGCGAGCGAGUGGACGAGUGAAAUAACAAGUUUCGAAAUAAGCGACAAUAAUAAUCAAGUUUUA